Mauremys reevesii (Reeves's turtle) is the source of this 1635-nucleotide messenger RNA. Its product is annotated as olfactory receptor 52L1-like. Gene Ontology annotation, molecular function: olfactory receptor activity; G protein-coupled receptor activity. The coding region runs from base 660 to 1604 and encodes 314 amino acids. Lineage: Eukaryota; Metazoa; Chordata; Testudines; Geoemydidae. The transcript has 3 exons. The record is from RefSeq and is a predicted model, not a curated record. Gene Ontology annotation, cellular component: membrane. Gene Ontology annotation, biological process: G protein-coupled receptor signaling pathway.
UAGAGAGAGAUGGGCCUGGCUGCUUAGACGUUAAGAUAAGUACCUAGGGUGAAGCAGGAUGGGGAAAAGGCUGAGGGGCUGGGGAAAGCUCCAGCCUAGGAAAGCCCCAGGCCUGCGGCCUAGUACGGGGCUAAGAGGUACUGGGGUUUGCAGGGGGCAACCUAAGGAUAGGCAAAGCAGCAGGUCCGACCCCCGUUGCCGGUGAUGAGAAGGCUGACACUGCAGUCUGUCCCAGGAUAUGGGGCUCGAUAGUGACUGAGCAGUAGCCAUUCUGAGGCAAGUGGGGAUAGCGUGGUGGGGGGGGUUCCCCUGAGAGGGGGAGACCCAGUUAGAGUAAAAGGGGCACCGGGUCCAGGGAGGGACACGGGGCUGAGAGUAAAGCAGGUGGAUCACCAGCCUGCAGAGGGCGCUCCGGACUGGAAAAGGAGCUAAGUUGCGGAGUAACCAGUAGGAGGCGCCGCAGGGCUCCAGCUGUCUCAGCAUCUGUCCUGUGCUCAUCACUGCGAGUUCUGACUACUUCACAUAUGCAUUAUAUCGACCGCAAAGAGCCAUGGGCCGUGGAGGAAAAGCCUUCUCCAUCGUAGGAUAAAAGCUACUGGAGAAUGUGAACUCGCCUCCGGAGCUGUUCUGCUCAAGUUGGAUGUGGCCCUCAGCAGAUCAUGUCACCCAUCAGCAACGGCAGCCUCAGACCUCCCGCAUUCCUCCUGGUCGGCAUACCGGGGCUCGAAUCCACGCAGCACUGGGUCGGGAUCCCUCUGUGUUCCAUGUAUAUCGUGGCCUUGCUGGGGAACAGCAUUGUUCUGUUUGUUAUAAGGACAGACCCCAGCCUGCAUGAGCCCAUGUACUUCUUCCUGGCCAUGCUGACCAUCACCGACCUGGUCCUGUCCACAUCCACCCUGCCCAAAAUGCUGAGUGUCUUCUGGCUGGGUGAAAGGGAGAUCGAGUUCCACGCCUGCUUCGCCCAGAUGUUCUUCGUCCAUGCUUCCUCGCUGGUGGAGUCAGGCAUCCUGGUGGCCAUGGCCUUAGACCGCUAUGUGGCCAUCUGCAACCCCCUCCGGCAUGCCACCAUAUUGAAAAUCAGUAUGGUGGCCAAGAUAGCGCUGCUGGUCUUGGUCAGAGGCCUUGUUGUGAUAGCCCCCUUCCCCUUGCUCCUCAUGAAGCUUCCUUUCUGCCAGUCUUACAUCAUCCCCCACUCCUACUGCGAGCACAUGGCCUUGGUGAAGCUGGCCUGCGCAGACACCACGAUCAAUGCAACGUACGGCGUGGUCGUGACCAUGUUAGUUGUGGGGAUGGAUGGUAUGUCCAUUGUUCUGUCCUACGUGAUGAUCCUCCAGGCCGUCUUUGGCCUCCCUUCCACCCAGGCCCGGCUCAAGGCUCUCAGCACCUGCACAUCCCACGUCUGCGUCAUUCUCGUGUUCUACGUUCCUGGGCUCUUCUCCUUCCUGGCGCACCGCUUCGGCCAGAGUGUUCCCCUCCCCAUCCACAUCCUGCUGGCCAACCUCUACCUCCUGAUGCCACCCAUGCUGAACCCCAUUGUGUACGGGGUGAAAACCAAGCAGAUCCGCAGUCGGGUGACCAGGAUCUUCCAUGUGAGGGGCUCCUGAGCACCAGAGGGAGGUCGCUGCACACUCAUUU